Molecule: messenger RNA, 1587 nt
Organism: Colletotrichum spaethianum
Lineage: Eukaryota; Fungi; Ascomycota; Sordariomycetes; Glomerellales; Glomerellaceae
Product: alkaline proteinase
Exons: 6
Coding region: 1-1587 (528 amino acids)
Biological process (GO): proteolysis
Molecular function (GO): serine-type endopeptidase activity
Source: RefSeq, a predicted model, not a curated record
AUGAUGUUCGACAUCCGACAAUCUUUACUGCUCAGCUUGACCUUACAGUCGCUCUCUGCGGGAGCUGCCCAUUUUCCAGAAGAGCCCUACAUCAAUGCUGCUCUACUUCCGAGACGGCAGAUGCCAGUGAAGAACGGCACCUCGUUAGUCAUACCCUCUUCUAGUCUAAGCAAUGGCGACACAAUCGUCGUUGCCGCUGGUGUAGUAGUAGUAGGAGGUGUCGGAGGUGGCUCCUUUACUGUGGCAGGCUCGUCGGCAGGCCCUGUUGCAGUCGCGGCCGGCACGACCGUGACGGCCGGCUCUUCGCAAGGCGACAACCCGAAUGACCCGGACAACAAACCACCCAGCUCCGCGCCAGAUGCUUCCUCCAGUUCUGCUACCUUAAGCUCGACCUCUGAAGCUCCUACUAGUACCUCGAGCGUGUUGCCGACCGAGACCCCCAAGGCGUGCAUAAUCUUCUGCAAAGACGGAGCCACAACUCAAGAGAGAACUGACUUCGUAGCGCUCCUCGACAAAGAGAUCGGUAAGAGCAACUACCGCAAGACGGAGGACUCGGUGGUGUUGUUUGCCACCGCCAACAUCACAGCAUCACAAAACUCAACACUCAGCAAGGACCCCACGGUUGGAGACGUAGAGCUCGAUGAGCUGUAUGAUACCAAUGCCGGGACAUCCCAGCUCGUUCCGAACAGCAAGCGCGACCAAGAUGUCCACGAGAAGUGGUGGAUGGAGUCGCUUAAUAAGCUUGGAAAGAUCAAGAAGCGCGCCGUGGUCAAGCAAAGCAAUGCCCCGACGGAACUUGUCAUGUUUUCGCAGCCUCCUUUGGUGGACAUCAAAGCACUCACUAGUUAUUCCUACGAUGACAGUGCGGGAGCUGGCAUCACCGUUUACGUACUGGACAGCGGAUACUAUACGAAGAACAGCGAGUACACUGGCAUGGCUGUGAAGCCACGCUGGAUCUUUGCUGGCAGCCAAGCAGACAAGUCAGUCGAAGAGGACAAUGAUUCUGAUGGUCACGGCAGUUGUGCUGGGUCAAAAGUAAAUGGGCCCACGUAUGGAGUUGCCAAGAAGGCCGAUCUCGUGAUUGUAAAAACCGGAAUGUCUUCCGGUGACACCCUCGACGGCCUCAGCCAGAUUUUAACGGAUGUGAGGGAUAAAAAGCUGCAGAACAAGGCUGUUGUGAACUUUUCACGCUCAAUUGACAACCCCAAUAACUACAACAAGAAGCAACUACAAAACUAUGUCAACGCGCUGAUCAAGGAAGACGUCGUCUUCAUUGUUGCAUCGGGAAACGAUGAGUCAAAGGAAGUCGAGGAAGGAAAGGCAACGGCGAGGGACAUCGACGCCUGGCCAGCAAUGUUUGCAGCCGAUGGUGUACCAAUCAUCAACGUUGGAGCUACUGACAUCACCGGCAAGAACGCCUCGUUCUCUCAGGGAGGCCCCUUGUGUCACGUAAUGGCACCGGGUGAACAGAUUCAGUGCGCUGCCAACUCGUACUUCUUUAACACUCAAAGGCAAGACGGCACGUCUUUCGGUCAGUUAAGCCCUCAAACUCAGGUUAUAGCCGUUGGGGGUGAAAGCUUUUGUUGA